This is a messenger RNA of Geodia barretti, 18930 nucleotides long. Lineage: Eukaryota; Metazoa; Porifera; Demospongiae; Tetractinellida; Geodiidae. The record is from the annotation of a GenBank genome assembly.
AUGGUUAUGGUCGCAGUUACAGUCGUGGUUGGAGGAGGAACGUACGAUUACGGAGUUGAUGUCACUCUCACUUGUCGUGUGAGUGACAUAGAUCCACCACACAAUGUCACUUGGCAGGUCCCAGAGAGCAGUACCAGUUUAGAAAGGGGGAUGCUAGUCAACAACAUUAAUCGAUCAACCCUGACAUUCGAAGUUCGUAAAGAGGAUGAAGGUUGCUACACCUGUCAAGUUGUUGGCAGUACCGGACAAGAACAAAUUGCAGCUACGGUCACAGUUGAUCCAGCCAUACUGAUGGGACCAGAGGAUAUGAUUCUGGAGUACAGUGAUGUCCUGACUGCCACAUUCACCUGCACUGCUUUUGGUGGAGAUAAUGCUCCACUGACAAUUGACUGGCUAGCUCCAUCUGAUGUUACAGGAUUGAAUAUCAGUUCAAAAACUGAAGACAUAAAUGCAGACAACAGCACUACUAGCUCAAUCACUACUCUCCCGCUUUCACUGAGUGAUAGGGGGAGUAUGUAUACCUGUGAUGUAACCUAUGAAGGUGCACCCAGUGAUGACACUGAAGCAUCAGCUAGUGUGGACAUUGUACCAGCAAUAACGGAGGAUCCACAGAGUAUCUUUGUCGGAGUUGGACUAGGGAGGAAUGCCACCUUCAGCUGCUCUGCUUAUGGUGGACCUACUGAAGCCAUUCCUUCCCUGGAGUUCACUUGGACUGGCCCAGCUGGUAUUGAUGUCAGUAUUCAAGUGACAGAGAUGGUCAAUGAUAUAGCUACCAGUACUCUGACUCUGGUGAAUGUGACAGAGGAUUUUGAAGGAAACUACAGUUGCUCUGUGGCCUACAGUGACAUGCAAAUGAUCACAUCCAUCUCAGAGAUAGCCACUCUCAGUGCUGUCAGGGACCCCCCAGUCAUUACUGAGCCUCCCAUAGACUCAGUUGAAGAAAGAGGCAACUCCAUCACCUUCUCCUGUACUGCAGUAGGCAACGGGACUCUCAACAUCACGUGGCGACUUCCCUCAGGAGAGGUCGUGUUCAGUGGGCAGGACAUGGAGGAAAUCUGGAGAGUCAACUCAUCUCUGACUGUGACAGACAUUUCAGCAACCGAUGGAGGGAACUAUAGUUGUAUUGCUGAGAAUGAGGCAGGGGCGGUUGAAGCCACUGCUAGCCUAUGUUGCUCCAUUUGUUGAGCUAACUCCUGAAUUCGCCGUAGCUUAUGUCGGGGAAGACUUUAAUUUCACGUGUAAUGUAGACGGAGGUCCAAUGAACUCGUUUCCAGUGGGAGAAAGACUCUAUGUACUGAUGGAUGAGACCAGCAACACACUCCAAUUAACUGAUGUGGCUGCAGCAUUCGCUGGACUCUACCAGUGCACAGUGACUAACGCAGCAGGGAGCAGUAACGACUCAACUCUGCUCUACGUGGCACCCAAUAUCAUUGCUGGCCCGGAGAAUAUGACGACCAAUGUUUCCAUGAGUGUAACUUUCUCAUGCAUGGCCGAGGGUUUCCCAGUUCCUGACAUUGUCUGGGAGUACGAGGGAAACAGUGAAAGAGACGGCAGCAGUUUCCCUGGUUCAUCCUCCGCCUCUUCCGAAAGUGGAGGUGGCUCUACCAGUGGAGAAAUGUCUGGCUCUCCCAGUGACUCUACUAGCAGUAGCCAAACAUACAUGUCGAGCGAUGGACAGAUCAUAAUUGUCAACACUACAGUGGAAGGAACUGCUGUGAAUAGUACUCUGACUAUAGAUAGUGUUCAGUACGACUACUUUGGCGUCUACCACUGCGUAGCCAACUCCAGUCUUUUGGAUAGACUUACAUCAGCCGAAGCAACUUUGUCUGUCUCUCCUGAGGGCAGUGUAGCCAUCACACCGCCUGGAGUGAAUGCCACUAUGAGAGGCAGCAAUCACACGCUGACAUGUUCAGCGGAGGGUGGGCCAGGGAACGAAGUGAGUUGGGUCAAACUGGGCACCGAGACUGAGAAUUCUGACGGUCCAGAGCUGGUGAUCCCCAUAACAAAUGCAUCAGUUGGAGGUGUGUAUCAAUGUACGGUAGAGAAUCUUGCAGGGUCUGACUCAGCAACUGCAGUCGUCAACGUCAUUCCUGUUUUUACCGAUGAGCCAGCUGAUACGAAUGUCACAAGGACUGAAGAACUGGUGUUGAACUGCAGUUCUAACGGAUCCCGCGUCCAGAGAUAGUGUGGCUCCACAACGGAACUGCGCUGGAGAACACCAGUGGAAUCAUGAUAUCCGAGACCUUCUCUGAUGAAGUUGAUAUCACUAGCACACUCACUGUCAUGACCACUUCCUUCAAUAACUCGGGCAACUAUACCUGUAUAGCAAGGAGCACUGUUUUUGAUGACGUAAUGAGUAGACUGGCUCUGGUGCUAAUCCAAGAUACUCCGGAGCAGCCUCAGAAUUUGACUGCCAUUGAAAUCAACUCUCGCAACAUAACCCUGCAGUGGAUGGAACCUCACCACAAUAAUGCUCCGGUGACUGGCUACAGAGUGAUGUACACUCGACCAGACUUUCUCAUCCUCGGCAGUGGUAGUGGAGAUAAUGGAAUGGAGGUUCUGAAGCACUCCCAAUGAGACUGUAGUAGUGACUGGUCUCCACCCUGGUGUGGAGUAUGAGUUCACUGUGGUGGCUGUCAACGAUAUUGGAGACAGCAGACCCAGUGAGCCAGAGGUGGUCACAACACUGGAGGAAGUUCCCAUUGGUUCGCCUGAGAUAAUUGCAGCUAGGGCCCUGUCACCAACUGAGAUUAUGGUGAUGUGGUUGGAGGUUCCUCCAGCGGAACGGAACGGAGUUAUUUCAAUGUAUGCGGUGCGCUAUGUACCUCUGGAGACAUGUAGUGGGACAGUUACGGAGAGUAUUACCAACACCAGUAUGACAUCCACCAUUCUAACUGGUCUGGAGGAAUAUGUGGAGUACGAUAUCAGUGUGAGAGCCUUUACUAGUGUGGGGCCUGGACCAUACAGCGACAGUGUUGUGGAGAGAACAGAUGAAGAUGCGCCUGACAUGAAGCUAAAUGCAACAGCCAUGGCUCUAUCUGAAACAGAAAUCGCAGUGUCUUGGGUCGAGCUGUCUGAUAUCUGUCAAAAAUGGCAACGUUACGGUAUACGAGAUCCAAUAUGAGCCUCUAGAAACAUUUGGAGUAUUAGUCACUCGCUUUGAAAACGUGACUGCACCAGCAACAAUGGAGACCCUGACUGGUCUGGAGGAAAGUGUGGGGUAUAAUGUAAGUGUUAGGGCCUAUACCAGUGUGGGACCUGGACCAUACAGUGACCCAGUCACUGCAACGACAUUUGAAGACAGUCCGAGAACUGCUCCCCGCAAUGUAACCACCAUGGUUCUGUCGUCUACUGAGAUCCUAGUCACAUGGGAAAGGGUUCUGCCUAUUGACGAGAAUGGAGAGAUCAUUUCAUAUGAGGUUGAAUAUGUUCCUCUGGAGACAUUCGACAUGCAGAUAUCCACUAACAUGAGCAACACGACGUCGCUGAAUAUCACUCUAACUGAUUUGGAAGAGGACGUGGAGUACAAUAUCAGUGUGAGAGCCUUCACUAGUGCAGGGCCUGGGCCAUACAGUGAUCCAGUCACCAAUAGAACACUUGAAGACCGUCCCGCAGCAGCUCCUCAGAAUGUAACGACAAUGGCUGAAUCAUCUACCGAGAUCCUGGUGACCUGGGAGGAGGUCCCUGCUAUUGAUGAGAAUGGAAACAUCACUAUGUAUGAGGUUCAGUACAUGCCUCUGGAGACAUUCAAUGGACAAAUAGCCAACAAUUCCGUAACUGUUGAUCCAACUCUGCUGAACACCACUCUAACUGGUCUUGAGGAAUAUGUGGACUACAAUAUCAGUGUCAGAGCCUUCACUAGUGUGGGGUCUGGACCAUACAGUGAUGGGAUGGUUCAAAGAACACUAGAAGAUGCGCCUGCUGCAGCUCCACAGAAUGUGACGACCACUGCAGUGUCUUCCACUGAAAUCCGAGUCUCGUGGGAACCAGUGGCUCCUAUUGACCAGAACGGGAUCAUCACUAUUUAUGGGGUUAGGUUUGAGCCUCUGGAGACAUUCAAUGGUGUACUAGUCACAGAGACAGUCAACACAACUGGUCCAGUACUGACAAUCAACCUGACUGGUCUGGAGCAGGAUGUGGACUACAAUAUCAGUGUGAGAGCCUACACUGAUGAGAGACCUGGACCAUACAGUGUCGGCAUGGUCGAAAGAACAGAUCAAGAUCUCCCUGAUGCACCUCCACAGAAUGUGAUGACAGUUGUCCUUUCUUCCACUGAGAUGCAAGUAUCGUGGGAGGAAGUCCCUGCCAUCAAUCAGAGUGGACCUAUAACUGUCUACGAAGUUCGAUACGAUCCUCUAGAGACAUUCAAUGGAUUAAUAUCCACUAACACCACCAAUACCACAAUGCUGAAAACUACUCUGACUGGUCUGGAGGAAUAUGUGGACUACAGUGUCAGUGUAAGGGCCUACACUAUGAUUGGACCUGGACCAUACAGCGAUGGUAUAGUUAACCGGACUGAGGAAGAUCAGCCUGCAGCAGCUCCUCAGAAUGUAAUGACAAUGGCUGAAUCAUCUACCGAGAUCCUGGUGACCUGGGAGGAGGUCCCUGCUAUUGAUGAGAAUGGAGACAUCACUAUGUAUGAGGUUGAGUACAUGCCUCUGGAGACAUUCAAUGGACAAAUAGCCAACAAUUCUGUAAUUGUUGAUUCAACUCUGCUGAACACCACUCUGACUGGUCUUGAGGAAUAUGUGGACUACAAUAUCAGUGUCAGAGCCUUUACUAGAGUGGGAUAUGGACCAUACAGUGAUCCAGUGACCAAUAGAACUCUUGAAGACCGGCCUGCCUCCCCUCCACUGAAUGUGAUUGUUGCUAAUGUCACAUCUACCACUAUCAGAGUGACGUGGGAUGAGGUCCCAGCGAUAGAACGGAACGGAAUCAUCACUAAGUACGAAGUGGAGUACAAUCAGUCGACAUUUGACAUCAACACCACUCAGACUGUGACUGUGAACUCAACAAUGGCAGAGUUGACUGGUCUACACGAGUAUGUGGACUACUUCAUUCGAGUCAGAGCCUGCACCAUAGUGGGGGCUGGACCAUACACUGCUGACAUCAACACUACCACUGCUCAAGAUGUGCCAUCUGGUUUCCCUCCGAACAUUACUGCCACCACUCUCAGCUCCAGUAUGAUCAAUGUCAGCUGGGAAACGUUCCCACGCAUUGACCACAAUGGAAUCCUCACUGAGUACCAAGUCCAGUUCAACCAGACAGUGACAAACAUUACUCAUCCACCAACUGACACAGUACUGGUCCCCGACACUGACACAUCUGUUGUUCUAACCGGUCUCGGAGCUCUGCUCAACUACACCAUCUCUGUCAGAGCACGUACUGUGGUUGGUCCGGGUCCUUACAACCCUAGGUUCGCUGUUGCCCGAACAGAGCCGGAUGUUCCUGAGCCGCCAGAAAAGCCUCCUGAGGUCGAUGAAAUGGAUAUCAAGUUAGAGCUACCACCGGAUGAGUCUUUGGUGUCUGUGACACUUCGCUGGGUGAUUCCUUUGGUCACCGGAGGAGACCUAACUUCCUUCAACGUUCUCCUAGCGGCAAUAGGCGAUGUGAAUGCUGGUCUAGACUCACGUCGAAGGAGGCAGACUGACAACUUUCUGGACGAUUGCAUUGUACCUAACACCACCAACAAUAACUUCACAGUUUCCCCAGAUGUGACCCAGCUUGAUGUCAAUGCCACUGCAUACUCGACAUAUGAGUUUCGCGCACAGGCAGUCAAUAGUCUAGGACCGGGAGAAGUAUCCAAUGCUACCAUAUUUAGAACACCAGAGUCAGUGCCAACCAUGCCUCAGGAUCUUCUGGUGGAGUACAACAGUUCAACGUCACUGGUGGUGACUUGGGAGCACCCACUGUGUGAUUAUGGAAUCAGAACCAGCUACAACUUCUCCUAUGUGGAAGCCAACAGUGGAAAUGAUCCCAUUAUGGAUGUUCUCGACCCGGGAACUCUGGAAGUACCGCUGAGUGACCUCCAAAUAAACACGUUCUACACUGUCACACUCUGUGCCUCCACCAGUGUAGGCUGUGGACCAGCUACAGUCAUCACUAAUAAAACUGAUGAAGAUGCUCCACCAGCUAUUGGAGGAGACUUGAUGUUUGUCAAUCAGGCACAGAAUAAUGACUCAUCAGUCACUUUCACCGUUACGUGGACCAAGCCUUCAGACAGAUUUGGACCAUUCCACUACCGACUAGAGUUCGAGGCUGCACAUCUGGAUGGUUAUCCUCCGGAUAGGAGGAGAACGGUGGACAAAACUACUGAGAUUCUAAAAGAUGGAAACCAACAAUCCUUCACCUUUGAGGAGCUCUCCCCUUUGCCAGCUACUCCAUUACUCUAACUCCAUUCAACAUCAAACUCAGCAGAGACGGUUCAUCCAGCUCUCUCUCUAUGAACACCAUGGCAAUUGCUCCAACGGCGGUGACUAACUUAAUAGUGGUUGCUGUAGACUCGGAGACAUUGGGAGUGUCAUGGGAUCUCCCCGCAGUACCCCAAUGGACCUCUGUCUCAGUACAUGGUCUACUACAUUGAGUAUACUGGCCAGGAGCCCCCUUCAUUUGAACCAACAGAGCGAUCACAUAACUGUUGAGUACCCUCAGCGCACUACUCGCAUUGAAGGGUUGGACCCGUUCACUAAUACUCUGUGAUAGUUCGGGCAGUGGGUAGAGAAGGCGGUGAAGGGCUGCUGACACCUGACUCUGUACGAGUGAAUCGCACGUACACCACAACUGACACGCCUCCAACAUUAAUCACACCCACCACUGCCACCGGACGGACUACAUUCACAAUUGAGCUUCCAGACGCAACGGAUAUUGACACUGGCCCCGUCGUAUUCUAUGCCGUCAUUAUCAUUCGAAUCACCGGCACUUUCGACAGGGAAAAACCACCUGAUCAGGAUGCUUACAACAGUGCUGUAGCCUUUGAUCCUAUGGCAAAUCCACCACAAGAGGCUUACAUCACUGCAGCCUGGGGGAAUCCCCUGAAUGUUCCUACAAUGUUCACUGUUGGUGAUGGUACCUUCACUAUGGUGGACAGUGUUAUGUAUGAGAACGUUGGGCUCUCGAGCGAUACAGAUUAUGCGUACAUCAUUAGAUUUGACAUCAUGUCCGACACAUCAAAUCAGCCCCACAUAUUCCACACCGACUUUGAGUAUUUCAAGACCAGAGAGGACCCCAAGCCAGCCUCCAAUGCCGGUGCUAUAGCUGCAUCAGUCACUGUCGUUCUUCUAGUUCUCAUUGCCUUGGGUGUCGCAGUUAUUCUGGUCUGGAUAUGGUUGAGGCGUCGUGCCUACAAGUUUCUGUUUGAGGGGGAGAUUGCAGAGGGCUCAGGCCAGCAGGAGGGAGUACAGAUGCAGCCAGUGUUUAUCAACCCUCACCCCAUCAGCCCCUUCUCUGGGACCAUGGAACCCAUCCCUCUCGACAAGUUCAAAGACCACGUGCAGAGGAUGCACUCUAAUGAUGACUACCUCUUUUCUGAGGAAUACAAUAGUAUUGAGCCGCAUCAUGCUCCAACCUCCAUUGCCUGUCACUUGUCCUGCAACAUCUCAAAGAACAGAUAUGCCAACAUUGUCGCAUAUGAUCACUCUCGUGUCAAACUAAACGAGGAUCCCAACAAAGAGGGCUCUGACUAUAUCAACGCCAACUUCAUUGAUGGGUACAAGCAGAGAAACGCAUUCAUAGCUGCUCAAGGUCCAAAUCCUGAUACUGUGGCUGACUUCUGGAGAAUGGUGUGGGAGCAAGGCUCAGCCAUCGUUGUCAUGUUGACCAACCUGGAAGAGAAAGGGAGGACCAAGUGUCAUCCGUACUGGCCAGAGGACAAGAGUGGUCUGUUUGGCAGGAUCAGAGUCCAUCUCCAAGAGUCCCUGGUCCUCGCCGACUACACCCAGCGGUGCUUCUCUCUCCAGGUGAACAGCUCCAAGGAGGAGAGGAUCGUUGUUCAAUACCACUACACCGUGUGGCCCGAUCACGGAGUACCGGAGUACCCCACCUCGCUACUCCACUUUGUGAGGAAAAUCAUGGGCUUCAAACCAGAGAACUCGGGACCCAUAGUUGUCCACUGCAGUGCUGGGGUAGGGAGGACGGGUACGUUCAUUACACUCUUUUCCCAGCUGCGAAGGAUGAAAGAAGAAAAGAACUUCGAUAUCUUUGGAUACGUGCGCGGGAUGCGCUACAAACGCAACUGCAUGGUUCAGACAGAGCCUCAGUAUGUGUUCAUUCAUGAUGCUCUGCUGGAGGCAAUCGAAUGUGGAGUGACAGAAGUCCAGGCAAGGGAGCUACAGGAGCAGUACAAGCAGCUCUGUGAGGUUGAUGUGGAGCAAAAGGUGACUGGUCUCAGCCUGCAGUUUGACAAUCUCGACCGCACCAUCCACCGCAAGCUGCGGAGAAACACAGGCACUCUCCAAUUCAACAAACCCAAAAACAGAUACGGAGCCAAUCCAGAUGCCCUCCCAUAUGAUCGUAAUAGGUGUCGUCUGUCAUCAGUGCCCGGAGUGGAGGGGUCUGACUACAUCAAUGCCAGUUUCAUAGACGGUUACCACAAGGCAAAGGCCUUCAUAGCCACCCAAGGCCCUCUUCCAGACACGCAGGACGACUUCUGGAAGUUAGUGUGGCAGCUAAAGAGUGCGACCAUUAUCAUGCUCACCAAAGAGAAGGAGGGAGGAAAGACGAAGUGUCAUCGCUACUGGCCCCAGACCGGAGCAGAGACGUACGGGAAGCUGCAGGUCAUCUCCUGCAAAUCCACAGACUUCACUGACUAUGUUCUGAGGGAGUUCCAGCUGGUCGACACUCAUGACAGCUCCUCUCUCAACGUGAAGCAGUUCCAGUACACGGACUGGCCCGAGGAGUCGGUGCCUGCGUCGGGCUCCGGUCUCAUCGAUCUCAUUGGUCAGGUCCAGAAAUGGCAGAGGAAUUCUGGGGACAAACCCAUCAUUGUCCACUGCAGUGGAGGGUGUGGAAGGACUGGGACCUACAUAGCAGUGAGCAUCCUCAUUGAGAGGCUGAAGACUGAGGGAGUGGUGGAUGUGUUCCACACAGUCAGGAACCUGAGGCUCCAGAGGCCUGGCAUGGUCCAGGCUGAGUCACAACUGGAUUCUGCUACAAGACAACUCUCGAGUAUCUGGAAUCAUUUGAACUCUACGAUAAUUUCAAGUAGAUAGUCCCUUUUUUUCACGUGGACUGAUCUUUCUUUCUUAACCCAUGCAUGUGUGUAGUUUUGUAGAGUCACUUUUUUUAACCAUUACUGUCCGUCGGAUGCGCAUGCGCAGACUGGUGUCAGAGAGGGCGUAUCGCUGGGGGGCCGCUGUUGGGUAACAGAAAAGAGCUCCAAUCCUUGCUGCCUUCCUUGUCCGAAAGAUGGGGACGCCUCGCACGUCUUCGACGACUUGCCUGCUGCUGCUUCCCUUUCUGUGGGCCUUUGCUAGCGCGACAGUGAACGUUACGCAGUUGGGGUACCGGCUAUUAACGGAUCAAGCGUUAUACUCACCUGCACUCUAUCGUCCACCAUGCCAGCGGAUAACGUCGGAUACGUUUGGUACACUUUGGAGAUUAUCGAAGGUUAUUUCUCGUCGGGGGGCAGCAGCGGCAGUGGCCAGGGGAACAACCCAGGGCUGACAGAAAUCCGGAGAACUCAAAAUCUGACUUUUUCCCCCAGUUCUUUUCAGUGACCAAGGGGACUAUGUAUGUGGAGCAAAUUUUGGUGGUUUUGAGAUGCUUUCAGAUCCCUUCACACUCUACGUUUCUCCUGAGGGGAGCGUCAGUGUGUCUGCUGAUCCAUCCACGGCUCUCUACUUCGAAGGAGAUGAUAUAAUCCUCAACUGUUCAGCUCAGGGUGGACCAUCCAACGAGUAUCAGUGGACACUGAAUGAUGAGAUCAUCGCAACGAAACUGGACCUGUCCUCAAUCUGGUGAACAUCACAGGCAAUGAUGAUGGUGGUGUGUACACUUGUGCAGUCAGUAAUGAAGCUGGAGGUGAUGAAGACAGCUUCACGGUCAAUGUCAGCCCCGUCAUCAGUCUAAACCCAGCUUCCAUAGAUCUCGAUGUUCUUGUUAUUGGUUUCCUAGAGUGCGCAGCAAGUGGGUUUCCUGAACCGACCUACCAGUGGUUCAAAGUCGGAGGAGAGAUUAGUGCAAACGUGACUGGAGAAGACACAUCUCUUCUGAUCUUCAAUCGAACGUAUUAUGGAGAUGAAGGCAACUACUUCUGCAUGGUUACGUCAGGAGACGUAAUCAUCAACUCCUCAAUAGCUACACUAACACUUUCUCCUGACGGUACUGUGAAGAUAAACCCAGAGAAUGAAUCGUUCUCAGUGGGAGAUGAUGUCAACCUUACAUGCAGUGCUAGGGGUGGGCCUGGCAACCUAUUUCAAUGGUCCAAGAACGGUGUGGACUUAGAGGGGGAAAACAGCACAGUUCUAUCCCUUACCAACAUCACUGUGGAUGAUGGAAGCAAAUACGGCUGUGGCGUCAGAAACUUGGGCAUUUACUUCAACGCAUCUACGUUUGUUUUCAUUAAUCCUGUCAUAUCAAAAGACCCAUCAGACGAAGCAACGACUAAUGGUUCUAACGUUUCUCUUCAGUGCUUAGCAGAGGCUUUUCCCAAUCCCACGUACCAGUGGACCUAUGCCAAUGGCUCUGAAAUCAGCUCUGAUCUGAUCACUGGAGUCAACACAACCACACUACGGUUUUCGCCAGCAGAGUUUGGAGCUGAAGGAAGCUACAUAUGUACAGCAACAGCGAACAACUUCACCGCCACUUCUGACAUGGCUACCCUCUUCCUAUCUCCUGCACAGACGGUCACAAUAUCACCCAGCGAGAUUACGGCCAGUACUGGUGAUAAUGUGACUCUAACUUGUUCGGCUCUCGGUGGACCCAACAAUACCUUCAGCUGGCAGAGAGAGGGAGUUGCAAUCAACGUCACAACCGCCACACUCGUGAUACCCAGCAUCACCACCUCAGAGGGUGGAGACCACAUGUGUGUCGUUACCAAUGCAGCUGGAGAGGGCUCUGCUAUAGUCACAGUGUUAAUCCGACCUAUCAUAACCAGUGCAGAGGACAUAUUCACAGCCAAUGGAACUGAGGUUGAGUUUGUAUGUGAAGCUGAUGGGAUUCCUUCCCCCAAUGUCACGUGGGAGAGGAUUGGCGAGGGUGGAAACACAACCGUCAGCAACAGCAGUACUUUCAGCUUGUCUCCAGCUGUGUUUGGAGAUGAGGGGGACUACCAAUGCGUAGCCAAAUCUACAACUGGCACUGCCACUGAAACCGCCAGACUGACAAUUUCUCCUGAAGGAAGUGUGGAUGCAUCACCUCGUGAUGUGAGCAGUGAGAGAGGUGUGACCCAGAACUUUACCUGCUCUGCUGUGGGAGGUCCCGGGAACACCUUCACGUGGACCAGACUACGUGACUCUAUGGUUGUCAGUCAAACCUCACAACUUGAUGUAGUGGUUGACGAUUCCUAUGAUGGAGGGGAAUACCGAUGCAGCGUCCAGAACGAUGCUGGAAACGACACAGAUGAUGUCGUUCUGAGAGUUGCGGUCGCGGUGGAUCUCCACCCUGAGAGUGCCAAUGUCAGCAUUGCAGACAACUUCACUGUCACCUGUGCAGCCUCAGCUUACCCUCUCCCAAACAUCAGCUGGUGGCAUAACUCUAGCCUAGUGGAUGAGGCCAACCCUCGCAUCACAAUCUCUCAGACCACCGGCAUUAGAACUGUAGAGAGUACUAUCACCACUGUCAAUGCUACCACUAGUGAUGGUGGAACUUAUGUGUGCCAAGUUGGAGCUCCGCCGGGAACUGACUUUGAUACAACAGACAGCGAUCCUGCACUAAUACUGGUACAAGCCACCCCUGAGAGGCCGCAAGGUGUGCAAGGAGUUGACGUCACAUCCCAAAAUCUGGUCCUGCAGUGGGUGGAGCCUCACAACAGCAAUGCUCCUAUCAUAGGGUACAGGGUUAUGUACCGUCAGCCAGCCUUCCAGGGUGGAGCAGAUGUGGAGUUGAAUGUGCCGAGACAUCCCUAUUUGUGAUGAAUCUGCUCCCUGGAAUCACCUACAACUUCACUGUGGUGGCUUUCAACGAAAUCGGAGACAGUCCACCCAGUGAUAUUACCCCAGUUAGAACUCUGGACGAAGUACCCACUGGCUUCCCACAAAAUGUCACUGUUGUAAGAACAACUUCUACAGUCAUUGAAUUGGAGUGGGAACCUGUACCAAUUGACCAGCGUAACGGAGACAUCACACACUAUGAGAUUGAACUCAACCAAGUAAUGUUCUCAGAGGAGCCUGGGUCUGAACUUAGAUCAACCUCUGAGCCUCGGCUGAGCACUAAUCUGACUGGACUGCAGGCAUUUGUCGAGUACACAGUCAGAGUGAGGGCCGUCAAUAGUGCCGGCUUCGGGCCCUUUAGCCCUAAUGUCACUGCCAUGACACUGACUGACAGACCUGAUAAUUCACCUCAGAAUGUGACAGCCACUGCGGUAUCUCCAACUGAAAUUGAAGUUUCUUGGGAGGAAGUUCCUCCUAUUAAUCAGAAUGGGAUUAUCACUACUUAUGAAGUUCGCUACAUACCAGAAGCAAGUUUUCAAGACCAGAUCUCAACAAACAGUGUCAAUAUCACCAACACCUCCAUAUGACAACCAUUCUAACUGGUCUUGAGGAAUAUGUAGAGUACAAUAUCAGUGUGAGAGCCUUCACUAGUGAGGGGCCUGGACCAUACAGUCCUGAUGUCGUCGAAAUAACAGACGAAGCUGAACCUGCUGCAGCCCCCCAGAAUGUGAAUGCCACAGUUAUAUCGUCCACUGUGAUCCAAGUUUCAUGGGAAGAAGUCCCAGCCAUCGAUGAAAACGGAGAGAUCAUGUUUUACGAAGUUCGAUAUGAACCUCUCAUGCCAUUUGCUGGGCAGGUAUCCACCAACAAUACGAAUAUACCAGUGCUGAAUAUCACUCUGACUGGUCUGGAGGAGUAUGUUGAUUACAGAAUCAGUGUGAGGGCCCACACAAUUGCUGGGGCUGGACCAUACAGCGAUCCUCCUCUCAUCAGAGAACUCUACAAGAUGCUCCUUCAGCUCCACCGGAUGGAGUUAUAGCUGAGAGCCUGUCCUCGACAACAGUCAGAGUUAACUGGUCUAUGGUGCCUCCUAUAGACCAGAAUGGCAUCAUCCAAUUGUAUGAGGUUGAGUACAGCCAGAUGAACUUCACCCAAGGCGUAUCAACCCUCAAUCAAACAGUAGUAGACAAUGAGACCUUCUCACUGGUGUUGAGAGACCUUCUGGAGUAUGUUGUGUACUCAAUUGAAGUGCGAGCCUACACUGAGGUAGGGGAGGGUCCAUACAGUGAUGCUAUAUAUGUCACCACCGAUCAAGAUGUUCCUGCGUCAGCUCCGGUUGAUGUGAGAGCCACUAACCAGUCUGCCACUUCAAUCCUGGUCACCUGGGGUCAGGUCCCAGCCAUUGACAGGAACGGAAUCAUCAUCAGCUACGAUGUGGAGUAUACUCAGGACACAUUCCCCGCAGCUCCUACCAUUCAGAACCGCACAGUCAAUGAUACAAUGGUGAUACUGACUGGGCUACAGGAAUAUGUUGUGUACUCGAUUCGAGUAAGAGCCUCAACCAUUGUUGGCUCUGGACCAUUCAGUGAGAAUGUUACAGAACAAACACAAGAAGCUGCCCCUGCCUCGCCUCCUGAUAACGUGAAUGCUACUGCCGAAUCGUCGACCUCGAUUCUAGUUACCUGGGAAGACGUUCCAGAUAUAGACCAGAAUGGAGUAGUCACAGGGUACCAGGUGGAGUACAGUCAGUCAACGUUUGGAAACACGACCCAGUAUGUCCCUGUUGGAGAUGUCAGAAGUGUCCAACUUCCUGAGCUAGAGGAAUACGUGACGUACACUCUACGAGUCAGGGCAUCGACAAUCGCUGGAUACGGACCAUAUAGUCAGCCUAUCACUGAGAGGACACUAGAAGAUGCUCCUGCCUCACUCCGACAAACGUCACUGCUGCGGCAACCUCAUCAACCUCAAUUCGAGUGAACUGGGAAGAGGUUCCAGUCAUUGACAGGAAUGGAAUUAUCACCAUGUAUGAAGUGGAGUACAAUCAGACGGAUUUCGACAUCGGCACCACUCAGACUCUGACUGUGGCCUCAACAACAGCGGAGCUGACCCAACUACUGGAGUAUGUGGAGUAUUCCGUUCGCGUCAGAGCCUAUACGGAAGCCGGCUUUGGUCCGUAUAGUGAUGCCAUUUAUGAGACAACACUACAAGAUGUUCCCUCAUCACCACCAACCAAUUUGUCUAUUGUUGAAGUUUCCCCGACUACUAUCAGAGUGACGUGGGACGAGGUCCCAGCAAUAGAACGGAACGGAAUCAUCACUAAGUACGAAGUGGAGUACAAUCAGUCGACAUUUGACAUCAACACCACUCAGACUGUGACUGUGAACUCAACAAUGGCAGAGUUGACUGGUCUACACGAGUAUGUGGACUACUUCAUUCGAGUCAGAGCCUACACCAGAGUGGGGGCUGGACCAUACACUCCUGACAUCAACACUACCACUGCUGAAGAUGUGCCCAGUGGAGCUCCACGGAACUUGGUGGUUCAGAACAGCAGUGCUAACAGCCUCAGUGUGUCGUGGGAGAGGCCAAAUGAAAUAGACAUCAAUGGAGUUCUUGUCGUAUAUGAAAUAGACUACUUCAUUGCAAGCACUAGCGCUAUUCAAAGGAUGCAAGUGAAUGGGGCUAAUUUGGCAGCUGAGCUGGAGAAUUUGAACAACUACACCGUCUACGAUGUCUAUGUGUAUCCCGUGACUAUUGGUAGAGGUCCGCCUGUUAGUGAUAGCGAGAGAACCAGUGAGAACGUUCCUGGGGAAGCUCCACUUGGUGUGAUGGGUUACAACACCUCUUCCACCAGUAUCAAUGUGACCUGGUCCCCUCCGCCUCCCAAUGUAAUCUUUGGCAUCCUCAGACGCUUUGAGAUUAGAUACUUCAUCAGCUCACAGCCACAUCUUAAAACAAACUUAACCGAUACUGCCACAGCAUUUGAAAUCAGAGGUCUUGAGAAGUUCACCAACUACUCAAUUGAAGUUUCAGCAGUCACAAUUGGCAAUGGACCAUUUAGUACCCCAAUCUACGUAGUAACUGACGAAGAUGUUCCAGGAGAUGUGCCACAGCCACCAGAGGUUCUCCGUAGUAGCAUCACCACCACCACUGCCAAUGUCACAUGGGAAGAACCACCUCAGUCCAACGGAGUCAUCAUCGGAUACACUAUCAACUAUGUUGCAUUGUCAAUGGCUAGUGGAGUGGGGCAGAGAAGAAGAAGACAGACAGGGGGUGAUAUUCUUCCAGAGUGUAUUAUGGGUGGACCGGAGAAUAUCAAUCGCACUGUUGAAGUCCCUGGCGAUCAGACAUAUCUUCUGUUGGAAGAUCUCACUCCAUUCUUGACAUACGAGUUCUCGGUUCAACCAGAGACCAGAAUUGGUAGAGGAGGAUUCUCUGUACCAAGGCCAUUUGAAACCAAUGAAGACGUUCCCACUGCUCCAAGGGAUCUCACAGUCGAGUACCUCAGCUCCACCUCACUGGAGGUGACAUGGACGCAUCCACAGUGUGACUAUGGUAUCAGGACUGGCUACACGUUGAAGCACAGUGUUCUGCCUAUCCCUGAGCCUCCUGGUACCCUUGCCAGCAAUAUCCCACCCUCAUACUCAAGCAUUGGUCCCGACAACACUAGUAUCGUUUUGGAAGGUCUGAGCCCUAAUACCAACUACAGCAUCUCUCUGUGUGCUUACACCAGCUCAGGCUGUAGCAACGCCUCCACUGCCAUCAACCAGACAAACGAAGACGCACCACUGGCUGUCACAAACACAAUAAUCAAUUUCGAUAGAAUACCAAAUUCACUAACUGAAGUGAGACUGGAUAUUUCCUGGACUCCUCCGUCAAAUCGCAACGGAUCCUUCGAAACUAUGUUCACAUACUUUGGGACCCAGACGCCAGAUUAUCCUCCGCAGAGGAGCAACUCUAGUUCAAACCAAACUCUGAUUCUUUUGGAAGACCAGCGCACAUUUACCAUUUCAGAUGGGCUGCCUUAUGCCGAGUACACUGUCACUCUCCAACCAUUCAAUGUAAAGACAGACAACAGAGCACCGCCCUAUUCAAUGACUGUACGAACAAUAGCUAUCGAGCCGACAGUGGUUCUUGAUCUAGCAGCUGAAGGCAGCACCUCAACAUCAAUCAGUGUAUCAUGGGACCUUCCUGCAUACCCCAAUGGCCCUAUCUCAAGCUACAUUAUCUACUACAGGAAGAUAUCGGACGACACCACUAAUCUAGACCCAUCAUCUGUUCUACAAGACCCCAGCAAUAUCAACAUUGAUGGCUACCCUAUUAAGAGAAUCACGGGUGUCAACACAACACGGGCUGUCAUAAGUGGUCUUGAGGUGUACCGCUACUAUAGCAUCAUCGUAAGAGCCAUUGGUGCAGAGCCAGACUCACCACCGGAGCUGAAUGCAGCUCUCUUGGAAGUGGUGGCCCGGACUUUCAGCGACCUCCCGACAGAGCAACCAACACCCAUACAGCCGGAUGGGAACUCUCGAACAACAAUCACUAUUACCUUACCGGACCACACCUAUAUUGAUGCCGGAGAAGUCAUUUUCUAUGCUGUGGUAUUGAUCAGAGGAUAUCAAGGGAACAUGAAGCAGGAGGAUUAUGAUGAUGCCAAGGCAUAUACGCCUGAUGUAUACACUCCAUAUUACAUCACUGCUGCAUGGUCCAAUGCGAACAUCACUCGUGUACCUCUGAGAUACGUCAUAGGAAAUGAGUCUGUGACGUAUGCAAAUGGUGUGAGGUACUUGAAUGCAAGGCUGGAAUCAGGCUCUGAUUACAGCUUCUUUGUCAGAAUAGAUCUGAAAUCAGACACUGGGGAGGCUCUCAGGAUUCGUACCAACUUCACCAACCUUUCUACGAGAGAUGAAAUUGCCGACAACAAUGCAGCCGGCGCAGCUGCUGGUGGGGUGAUUGGAACCCUGGUAACUAUUGCUGCCGUCAUCGCAAUUAGUCUUCUCAUUUUCUUCAUUUUGAGGCGGCGUCGCUCCCAGAAGCUGGAUAUCCCACAAGAGGUUGCCAUGAAAAAGAUGACUAGUAGCAAGAACCCUGUCACAGCCAUCUCCAGUCAUGUUAUAGCCAACCCGCUGGCUGCUCCACACCGGGGGACAUUUGAGCCAAUCCCUGUCAGAAACUUUGCAGCUCAUGUUGUCCACCUUCACUCCAAUGACGAUUUUCUCUUCGCUGAGGAGUACUCGUCCGUUGAGCCUGACCACGCCCCCAUGUCAGAGGUGUGUCUUCGACCAGAGAAUCAGUCCAAGAACCGCUACGCCAACAUCAAAGCAUACGAUCACUCUCGAGUACAGUUGGCGGUUCUUCCUAGCGAGCCUGGGUCAGACUACAUUAAUGCCAACCGAAUCAACGGCUAUGGCCAAAAGAAUGCGUUCAUAGCAACUCAGGGACCAGUCCCAGCGACUGUGACUGACUUCUGGAGAAUGGUGUGGGAGCAAAGCACCGCCACCAUUGUCAUGUUGACCAACUUGGAAGAGAAAGGAAGGAUAAAGUGUCACAAGUACUGGCCUGACGAGAUGGAGCGAACAAAGGCUCUCGACUCCAUUCACAUCUACUUCCAGGACUCUUUGGUCCUGGCAGAGUACACCGUCCGCACAUUCUCCGUGCAAAUGGACGGAUCCAAAGAAGAGAGGAUUGUGAAGCAGUUCCACUACACAGUGUGGCCAGAUCACGGCGUGCCCGACUACCCAACUCCUCUGCUCCAGUUCGUCCGUAAGGUGUCUUCAUCGAACCCGAUUAAUGCAGGGCCUGUGAUAGUCCACUGCAGUGCCGGUGUGGGGCGUACAGGGACAUUUAUUACACUGGAUGCACAGCUGAAGAGGAUCAAGAAAGAAAGGAGUGCUGACAUUUUCGGGUUUGUGCGAAGGAUGAGAGGGAGACGCUGCUACAUGGUACAGACUGAGCAACAGUAUAUAUUCCUUCACGAUGCUCUACUGGAGGCCAUUGAGUGUGGAGUGAGUGAAGUGGCUGCCAGAGACCUGCACAAGCAGCUGCAGACACUGCUCGAGAUAGACCCAGCCACAGGCAAGACUGGACUCCAGAGAUCUUGCAGAAGGUCCAAAACACGCUGCACCUCAGAGAUCAAAAGACAGUCAGCACUCUGCCUGUCAACUUGCACAAGAACAGAUAUGCUGAUCGUGAAAUGCUUCCAUAUGACAGCACAAGGUGUCGGUUGAAGAGUAUUCCAGGGGCAAAGGGCUCUGACUAUAUCAAUGCCAAUUACAUCAAUGGUUACUAUCGUGCCAGGGAGUUCAUAGCCACCCAAGGUCCCCUCCCAGACACAGAGAACGACUUCUGGAGAAUGGUCUGGGAGCAGAAGAGCUCCACCACUGUGAUGCUCACCAAACACAAGGAGAAUGAUGGGAAGGUGAGGUGUCACAUGUACUGGCCCAACAGUGGGGCAGGCCAGUACGACUACCUGCAGGUCAUACUCAUUGGGACCACUCCAUACCCUGGCUAUACUCUCAGGGAGUUCAACAUUGUGGACACGAGAGACGAGUCCUCACGACUUGUGAAGCAUUUCCAGUACACGGACUGGCCGGGGAACUCGGUCCUCCAGACUGGGUCGGCUCUCAUAGAUCUGAUUGGUCAAGUCCAGAGGUGGCAGAGGAGCUGUGACAAGAAACCCAUCAUAGUCCACUGCAGCAGAGGAUGUGGAAGGACUGGGACCUACAUAGCAGUGAGCAUCCUCAUUGAGAGGCUGAAGACUGGGGGAGUGGUGGAUGUGUUCCAGACGGUUCGCAAGUUGAGGAUGCAGAAACCUGGGCGGUGGCCAGUCCUGUGAGUAUAGUUAGCAUUC